AUGUUCGCCUUCCUUCACACCCUGCUCGAGUUCAACUCCCACGUCACGCUAUUCCAGCGUAUGAUGUUCCUGUUCUCCUUCUGCCUCUCUGGCAUCAUUCUCGCGGUCCAGGCCUCGCAGGCUGGGGAACCGGAUCACUUGCGCAUCCGCUGGACGCGCUUGACGGAACAGAGUCGUCCCUACUGGUACACUUUCUACGUCACCCAAGUCUUCCUCUUCGUCACCGGCGCCUACCCCAUGCUCUACGACAAGAUGACAAUGUACAUUGGCAGCGGCUACGAGGAGCAGAUCCUCAACAUCAUCUGGGUCGGUCUGCUCAGCGUCGAGGCCCUCAUGGUUGCCGGCGUCGCCGGUGUCGCGAUUACGCGCAAGUUCAAGGGCGCGCCGAAGCAGAAGACGAACUGA
Messenger RNA from Colletotrichum abscissum, 405 nucleotides. RefSeq lists its product as uncharacterized. The transcript has 2 exons. The coding region runs from base 1 to 405 and encodes 134 amino acids. The record is from RefSeq and is a predicted model, not a curated record. Lineage: Eukaryota; Fungi; Ascomycota; Sordariomycetes; Glomerellales; Glomerellaceae.